GAAGCGCUCCGCACACAUAAUAAAGAUGGAUGCUCCUAUUACGGUCCAUUCACUGCCCCCGGGCCGCACCGCGCUAUUUUCCAAAACGCAUUUCCUUCCUUUGGCCACGGCUCAGCCCUCCGGGAGCAGCUGGGGCCGAGGGGUGUGUGGCCACGGGUGUGGGCGGGGCUACUCUGGUGCCCGCCCCUCGAGGCGGGUGGGCGGGGCGAAGCGGGGCGCCCUGGCGCGCGCGCGCGCGCGGCGGCGGCCUCAGGUACGCGGACAAGAUGGCGGCGGUAGCGGUCGACAGCGCGAUGGAGGUGGUGCCGGCGCUGGCGGAGGAGGCCGCGCCCGAGGCGGCGGGCCUCAGCUGCCUCGUCAGCCUGCCCGGCGAGGUGCUGGAGUACAUCCUGUGCAGCGGCUCGCUGACGGCCGCCGACAUCGGCCGCGUCUCCAGCACCUGUCGGCGGCUGCGCGAGCUGUGCCAGAGCAGCGGGAAGGUGUGGAAGGAGCAGUUCCGGGUGAGGUGGCCUUCCCUUAUGAAACACUACAGCCCCACCGACUACGUCAAUUGGUUGGAGGAGUACAAAGUUCGACAGAAAGCGGGGUUAGAGGCCAGGAAGAUUGUAGCCUCCUUCUCAAAGAGGUUCUUUUCAGAGCACGUCCCUUGUAACGGUUUUAGUGACAUUGAGAAUCUUGAGGGACCAGAGAUAUUUUUUGAGGAUGAGCUGGUGUGUAUCCUAAAUAUGGAAGGCAGAAAAGCUUUGACCUGGAAAUACUACGCCAAAAAAAUUCUUUAUUACCUACGACAGCAGAAAAUUUUAAAUAAUCUUAAGGCGUUUCUUCAGCAGCCUGAUGACUAUGAAGCGUAUCUUGAAGGUGCGGUGUAUAUUGACCAGUACUGCAAUCCUCUCUCUGACAUCAGCCUCAAAGACAUUCAGGCCCAGAUUGACAGCAUCGUGGAGCUUGUUUGCAAAACCCUCCGGGGCAUAAACAGUCGCCACCCCAGCCUGGCCUUCAAGGCAGGUGAAUCCUCCAUGAUAAUGGAAAUAGAACUCCAGAGCCAGGUGCUGGAUGCCAUGAACUACGUCCUUUAUGACCAACUGAAGUUCAAGGGGAACCGAAUGGAUUAUUACAAUGCCCUAAACUUAUAUAUGCACCAGGUGUUGAUCCGCAGAACAGGAAUCCCCAUCAGCAUGUCUCUGCUCUACCUGACGAUUGCCCGGCAGCUGGGGGUCCCAUUGGAGCCUGUCAACUUCCCCAGUCACUUCUUACUAAGGUGGUGCCAAGGUGCAGAAGGGGCGACCCUGGACAUCUUUGACUACAUCUACAUAGAUGCUUUUGGGAAAGGCAAGCAGCUGACAGUGAAAGAAUGUGAAUACCUGAUCGGCCAGCAUGUGACCGCAGCGCUGUACGGGGUGGUGAAUGUAAAGAAGGUGUUACAGCGAAUGGUGGGGAACCUUUUAAGCCUGGGAAAGCGGGAAGGCAUCGACCAGUCGUACCAGCUCCUGAGGGACUCGCUGGACCUGUACCUGGCGAUGUACCCAGACCAGGUGCAGCUCCUCCUCCUCCAGGCCAGGCUCUACUUCCACCUGGGCAUCUGGCCAGAGAAGUCUUUCUGUCUUGUCUUGAAGGUGCUUGACAUCCUCCAGCACAUCCAAACCCUAGACCCCGGGCAGCACGGGGCGGUGGGCUAUCUGGUGCAGCACACGCUGGAGCACAUUGAGCGGAAGAAGGAGGAGGUGGGCGUGGAGGUGAAGCUCCGCUCCCACGAGAAGCACAGAGACGUCUGCUACUCCAUUGGGCUCAUUAUGAAGCAUAAGAGGUAUGGCUAUAACUGUGUCAUCUAUGGCUGGGACCCCACCUGCAUGAUGGGACACGAGUGGAUUCGAAACAUGAACGUCCACAGCCUGCCUCACGGCCAUCAUCAGCCUUUCUAUAACGUUCUGGUGGAGGAUGGGUCCUGUAGAUAUGCUGCCCAAGAGAACUUGGAGUAUAACGUGGAGCCUCAGGAGAUCUCGCACCCCGACGUCGGACGCUAUUUCUCGGAGUUCACAGGCACUCACUACAUCCCGAACGCAGAGCUCGAGGUCCGGUACCCGGAGGAUCUGGAGUCUGUCUAUGAAACGGUGCAGAAUAUUUACAGUGCAAAGAAAGAGAACGUGGAGUAAAGUCUAGGGGGACAUUGUACCUUUGCUGCUGCUGCUAUUUUCCAAGAGAACAGGAUUCCGGAUGGAGACGCCUCCACGGAUCCCUCUGGAUUCACACCACCAGGAAAGCCACUUAACCAGUAGUGCUGGUUGCCUCCUACUAAGUUUAAACCACGUGUGCUCUCCUCCAGCUGCAAAGACAAUGUUGCUCUCCGCCUACACUAGUGAUUCAUUGAAAGGCACUGUGUUCAGUGGCAUGGCUUGUACGCGUGUCCUGUGGUGACAGUGUGUGACAUGCUGUCUUCAUGACAUCUCACAGUUGACCCUCUCAUAACCAUUCUUUUUCUUCACUUCCCAUGGUGUCUGUCCGCGUCAUCUCAGAACGUUUCGUUUGCCGGGCAGGUGGGGUGUCUGUUUGCAGUCAUUUCCCUCUGAUUUCUCUGUGGAACGUGUACGCUCCUCAGUCAGGAUUGUCUGUCCUUUACCCUGAGUUCAGUGCUUCUUCAGGGCUGAGGCUCUAAGUGAUCUUGGCAGCAUCUUGGAUCUGGAGUCAUUAACAAGCUAAUGGUAAUCAGAAUCAUUUGAAUUUAUUUUUUUCUAAUGUUUGAAACAGAUUUCAGUCAUUUAUCCUUUUCUUUAUUUGAAUUGAGAGAAUGACAGUUUUGCCUUCCAGAUUCGUCUCUUGGAUUUACGCUCAUAUCUCUACGAAUCACUAGUUUUCUAUUUUAUUACAUAAAAUUCUUUGAGAAAAUGCAUAAUAAUAGCCUUUGUGAAUGGGGUUUUCCACAUUCAUCUACUAUUCCUCCCUUUAAAGUGUUUUUUUUUUUUAAUCUACUCCAGUAUCAUAAGUAGAUCUUAAGUCAGCGUUGAGUUCUCUUUGUAGUAGGAAAUACAAUCUGCUGUUAAAAUGUCUGCUUUUAGAAACCGUACUCUGUGGUCUCUGAAGACCAAUGAGGUUUCACUUUUAUAACCAGAGAAAAGAAGAAAUAACGAAACUUAGACGUUAAGAAGGAAAGGAGAGAUUUCAUGCUCCCUGUCCUUCCUUAGAAUCACUUCAGGACCUUUUUGAAUGUUGGGGUAGAUAUGGAAUAUCUCGUUUGAAGAGCGUGUGCUCUGUGGGGAAGGAGAUGCAAGUGUGGCCCGUGUUCUCGAGUCACCGUUGCCGUGAAAGCACUGGGAGGAAGUCUGUGCUCAAGCCCCCGGGGAGGCCGGCUUCAUAUCCGGGUUCCGCUGGCACCGACCCUUUCCGUGUUCGUGGUACCUCAGCGUGAAGGUACCGAGUCUUAACGCGGCUCUGGACUCCCUCCGUUCUUGAUCCGCCCCUUCUCCAGCGGGCUGACCUUGUAGUUAACCAGUAGGCACUAACUUCUGGAGUCAGGACCUAGUUACUUUACUCUCUUAAGUUUAAAAGAUUCCAGUCGCUCUCGUGAAUGAGGCUUCGGGGCGCGGUCCAGCCGCGCCUCGCUGCCUGUCCAUUUGCAUGCAGUAUUGUCACACCCUGUUUGAUGACUGCCUCUUAUUUACGCUUCGGAAACCCUGGGAUGACCGAGGUUUGGGGACACCACCCGAGACCACUCACUAGCAAGUGAUGGCUGGUGAGCGGUUACUCGAAAGCGGUGGGGAUUUGGCUAGCCGGCUCCCUGCAGCCGCAGUCAGCUCCGGUCCAGGGCCCGUAUUCCUCGUCUGUCCAGUCCAGAGUCAGGUGAUUUGGACUCGCAUUUGAAAUUGUGACCACUCACAGCCCCCGGCCUGCCGCUUGAGGUUGGGGGUUUUACACUACUCUCAUUUAAAGGUGAAGAUUAGAUACGAUGGCAUUAAUAUUCAUGAGAUGCUUAACUAAGAAUCUGUGACGCAUGCUGAGACUUAUAAUUGUUGGUUUUCUGGUUUGAUUUCCUUUUUUUUUUUAGCGUAACAUCGAAGCCAGGAAAGAUGGUUUUUCCUUUACUGACCCAAUGUAAAUAUGUAUCUAGACCGUUUCUAACUGUCUCUUCAUGAAUGCUUCGUUUGGCUUCAGGAAGCCUGUGUCACCUGUGUAAGUUGGUCUUUGGGCACUUUAUAUUUUUCUAAAAACGUGUUUUGGAUCCUGUACUCUAAUAAAUCAUAAGUUUCUUUUUAAAAUUUUUCCAAACGUUUUCUCCACUUUAAAAACCCCUGUUAUAAAAGUAGAACUUUCACAAUGUUGAAAUAUUAAAUAUUUGGAUAUAGUAACUUCUUUUCUCCUCAAAUGAAUGCCAAGGUUUUUUUGUACAAUGAUUAAUAAAUGGAACUUAUCCAGAGAAACCACACAAAUGGCCUGCCGGGUUUCGUUCCAGAACAGAAAGCCCAGUCGUGACAACAGCAGAAUCCCUCCCAGUUCUCAUUCUGAUUGAAAUAUGCAAAAAUUUGCUCUACUGAAUUUUUCUUAACAUCAGUGAACGAACAGGGUGCCUUUAUACUAAGAUUUCCCUGCCAAAUGUUAAUUUUAUGAGCUGGCUAGUCAUCUUGAGAGUGUCUGGUUGUAAUGUAAAGAUGGCAGCCUUUUAAUUAUGUCAAGUGUUGUAAAGUGAGAGUUGCAGAUGCUUUGAGGGAAACCCAGGUUCUUAGUGUGUCGUUAAUGCUGACCCAAAAGCUGCACACACUCGGCGUGUCCACAGCAUCCCGCCAAGCGCCACUUCCCCAUGCUGUCGCACCUGUGCUGUCGCAUACAACACGGAAAGAGGUGGUCACGGCUGAGCAGUCACCAGUUUCACGCACUGCAGUGUUUCUCAGAGCCUUUCACAUGCUGUUGUACAUUGUGACUGUCCGGGAGGGGAGUGCAGUCAUGUCUUCCCAACAUCUGAGGCCCUAGAACUUUCCUCCCCCAACACACCCGCAUACACAGAGCAUCCCCGAGGCCCAGGGUUUGCAGACGUGCUUUGGGAAACACUGUCUCAGUGAGACGUCAGUUAUGCCCAAACCUAGUCCACGUCACCAGCAGACCAGUCUUGCCAAGCAUCUCGUUUCAAAACAGGAUCCAUCUAAUGGGAUUUUGAAAGGCUGGCUUUGUGGUGUCUGUGUCCACGCCUCGUAAUAGAUCUCCAUUAAAAGUGCAUUUACACUGCAAAAUCAUGUUAUUUCGAAAAUCAGCAUUAACUCUUGCUCAAUCCGUUUUUUUCUGAUAUCCACUUAAAGUCUUAUUCUACUUCUAAUGUCUGAGUCUUUCUUAAUGUAGUAAACUGAGUCACGCUUUUGUGUCCUGGGCUCUGGUCCACUACCACGAGGCCCAUUUGCUGUAAAGUGGCGGGGAAUGUAUCUUUCCCUUCAUCCAUGUUCCAAGCUAGUGAAAUUGGACUGCCAGCAGCCUUUUUGUUGAAAAGUGUCUUGUGGCCAUAAUUAUCAGCUGUAGCUCUUCAUGUUUUUUGUUUGUUUUUUGGAGGGAAGGAGAGACUGUUCACCUAGAAGAAAUGCAGAAUUUGGCUCUGUGACAGUUUGGUUUUGGAGACAUUAACAGCAAUGUCGCAUGUAUUUCCUUGUAUCGCGUGCUUACUUCAAGCCCAGGCACCGGCCUCAACUGUAUAACCCUCACAGCAACCCUGUAAGACGCGGGCCGGGCAGUGAGUAUUUUUGUGGGCUGCAUAAGGUCUCUGUCACAUAUUCUUUGGUUUGAAAAGUGUUAAAAAACAUCCUUAGCUUAAGAGCUGUGAAGAAACAGGCCAUAGGCUGGAUGGGGCCUGCUGGCCUGUGGGCUGUAGUCCACUGACCCCUGCUGAGGUGUAGGCCCGCCUCGUUCCCUGAGUGGACUGCUCGCAGGUGGGGAACCUGGCCCUGAACCCAGGGACCUGACCUCUGAGCUCAGCUCCCCGCAACCACACUGCCGACAGCCUCAGCAACUACCUCGCAAAUGUCUUUACCCUUUGCCUUGCUGCAACCUUAACUUCUUGCGUUUCAGUUCUGAGAAUUUAGAGUCUUGAGAGAAAAGAACAUUCCUUCGGUGAAUAAAAUUUAUGUGCAAUUCCAGAAGAAAUGUAUUAUGGCCAUUUAGCAAUGAUUGUAUUAGGGUAAUGCUAGUUCUGUAAUAAAUAGACCCAAAAAUGUACG
Molecule: messenger RNA, 6185 nt
Organism: Hippopotamus amphibius kiboko
Lineage: Eukaryota; Metazoa; Chordata; Mammalia; Artiodactyla; Hippopotamidae
Gene: FBXO21
Product: F-box protein 21
Exons: 12
Coding region: 30-2150 (706 amino acids)
Molecular function (GO): protein binding; DNA binding
Source: RefSeq, a predicted model, not a curated record